GAGUGUCCUCAGAUCCUGCCAAGGUCCACUCAGAUCUACAUCCCUGUUGGUGUGAUGAAGCUCCAUCACUUUGUUGGCCGGGACCUUCCACAGCCUCAGUCUGGGCAGAGGAACUACGAGUGCAUCUUCUAUAUUCGAGGGAAGGAGUACAGUGUCACUGCGCUAAGCGCUUCAACAGCACCAGCAUACAGUGUCAGGAAGACCAUGUAUGACUAUGAAGGAAAUGACAUCAGCGAUCUGCCGGUGGAUCUCUCAGUUGUGUGGAAUGGAGAUUUUGUCAUUGACAACCCCUACAAUAUCCAAGCGCACCUGUACAAGUGUUACGCCAUGCGGGACAGCUGUGGGAUGUGUUUGAAAGCGGAUCCCCGGUUCGACUGCGGCUGGUGCGUGCAGGAGAAGAAGUGUUCGCUGAGACAGGAGUGUGCUCCUCCAGAGAGCAUCUGGAUGCACCCCAGCGCAGGAAACAGUCGCUGCGCGCACCCCAAAAUCAACAAGCUGUUACCUGAGACUGGACCACGGCAAGGUGGAACCAGACUCACCAUCACCGGAGAGAACCUGGGUCUACAGUUUAGAGACAUUAUGACAGGUGUCUGUCUGGGAAAAGUACCCUGCGUUCCUAUUGAAGAGGAAUAUGUUAGUGCAGAAAGGAUUGUGUGUCUGCUGAACGACGCCACAGGAUACCGCGUACAGGAAGCCCAGGUGGAGGUGUGCGUUAGAGACUGUCUGGCUGACUACAGAGCCCUCUCACCCAGGGCUUUCACCUUUGUGACGCCGUACUUCACACGUGUUCAGCCCGUUCAAGGACCUCUUUCAGGGGGAACCAGAAUCACUAUUGAAGGAAACCAUCUCAACGCUGGCAGCUCUGUUGCAGUCAACAUUGGGCGCCACCCUUGUCACUUUAAAAAGCGGAGCUCUAAAGAGAUUGUGUGCGUUGACCCGGCUGGCGUGAUCGCGGGAAGUACUCCGGUUAUGGUGGACAUUGACUCUGCUGAGCUGAGGAACCCUGAGGUGAAGUUUAACUACACAGAGGACCCCACCAUCCUGAAGAUAGACCCGGACUGGACCAUUGCUAGCGGUGGGACUCUGCUGACGAUCAGCGGCACCAACCUGGCCACCAUUAAAGAGCCCAAGAUCCGCGCCAAGUACGGCUCUGCCGAGUCCUUCCAUAACUGCACAGUUUUCAACAACUCCGUUAUGGUCUGUCUGGCCCCGUCUGUGGCUGAUUCGGACAGAGGCUUUGCUGAGACUGGCAGCGGACCGGAUGAGAUCGGCUUCUACAUGGAUAACGUCCACGCCCUUGUGGUGGUCAACGAGAGCUUCAGCUACUACCCGGACCCCGUCUUUGAACCCCUCAGUCCAACAGGCAUUCUGGAGCUCAAACCAACAUCGCCCCUUAUCCUGAAGGGUCGUAAUUUGAUUCCUGCGGCGGGUAACUCCAGACUUAACUACACAGUGUUUAUUGGAGAGACGGCGUGCGUUCUGACUCUCUCCGAGACCCAGUUGCUAUGCAGGCCCAACCUCACCGGACAGCACAAAGUGACGAUCCGGGCAGGAGGGUUUGAAUAUUCCCCGGGCACGCUGCAGAUCUACUCCGACAGCCUUCUCACCUUGCCUGCCAUCAUCGGGAUCGGAGGAGGUGGAGGCCUCCUGCUGCUGGUCAUCAUCGCGGUGCUCAUCGCCUACAAGCGCAAGUCCCAUGGCGCUGACCGCACACUCAAAAGACUGCAGCUGCAAAUGGAUAACCUGGAGUCCAGAGUCGCUCUCGAGUGCAAAGAAGCUUUCGCUGAACUCCAAACUGACAUCCAUGAACUGACCCAAGAGCUGGAUGGAGCUGGUAUCCCAUUCCUGGAUUAUCGAACCUACGCCAUGAGGGUCCUGUUCCCUGGCAUUGAGGACCACCCAGUGCUCAAGGAGAUGGAGGUUCAAGCUAAUGUCGAGAAGGCCUUGACUCUGUUUGGUCAACUCCUCACCAAGAAGCACUUCCUGCUGACAUUUAUCCGCACGCUGGAAGCUCAGCGCUCCUUCUCCAUGCGUGACCGUGGCAAUGUGGCAUCACUCAUCAUGACAGCUCUACAGGGAGAGAUGGAGUACGCUACAGGAGUCCUUAAACAGCUGCUCUCUGACCUCAUCGACAAGACUGAGAGCAAGAACCACCCUAAACUGCUGCUCAGGAGAACUGAGUCUGUUGCUGAGAAGAUGCUUACGAACUGGUUCACUUUUCUGCUGUACAAGUUCUUAAAAGAGUGUGCAGGUGAGCCUCUCUUCAUGCUGUACUGUGCUAUAAAACAGCAGAUGGAAAAAGGCCCUAUAGACGCCAUCACUGGAGAGGCCCGAUACUCUCUCAGUGAGGACAAACUCAUCCGACAGCAGAUUGACUACAAGACUCUGACUCUUCACUGUGUGAACCCUGAGAACGAGAACGGCCCAGAGGUGACUGUGAAAUGCCUGAACUGUGACACUAUCACCCAGGUGAAGGAGAAGCUUCUGGAUGCUGUGUAUAAAGGAAGCCCAUACUCCCAGAGACCCAAAGCAGGAGAUAUGGACCUGGAGUGGCGGCAGGGGCGACUGGCGAGGAUCAUUCUGCAGGAUGAGGAUGUCACUACUAAGAUUGAUAAUGACUGGAAACGCCUGAACACACUAGCACACUAUCAGGUAACAGAUGGGUCUGUUAUCGCCCUGGUGCCAAAGCAAAACUCUGCAUACAACAUCUCAAACUCAUCUACCUUCACCAAGUCCCUCAGCAGAUACGAUAGUAUGUUGAGGACGGCCAGCAGCCCAGACAGUCUGCGGUCCAGGACGCCCAUGAUCACACCCGAUCUAGAGAGCGGUACCAAACUCUGGCACCUUGUCAAAAACCACGACCAUGCAGACCAACGAGAGGGAGAUCGCGGGAGCAAGAUGGUGUCAGAGAUCUACCUGACACGACUGCUGGCCACCAAGGGUACUUUACAGAAAUUUGUCGAUGAUUUGUUUGAGACGAUAUUCAGCACGGCUCACCGUGGCAGUGCCCUCCCUCUCGCCAUUAAAUACAUGUUUGACUUCCUGGACGAGCAGGCGGACAAACACCAAAUCACAGAUUCAGAUGUUCGACACACCUGGAAGAGCAACUGUUUGCCUUUGAGGUUCUGGGUGAACGUGAUCAAGAACCCUCAGUUUGUGUUCGACAUCCACAAGAACAGCAUCACAGAUGCGUGCCUCUCCGUAGUGGCCCAAACCUUCAUGGACUCCUGCUCCACAUCUGAACACAAGCUCGGCAAAGAUUCCCCUUCUAAUAAGCUGCUCUAUGCUAAAGAUAUUCCCAACUACAAGAACUGGGUAGAAAGGUAUUACUCAGACAUCGCACGCAUGCCUGCCAUCAGUGAUCAGGACAUGAGCGCUUAUCUCGCGGAGCAGUCCAGACUCCACCUGAGCCAGUUUAACAGCAUGAGCGCCCUUCACGAGAUCUACUCCUACAUCACCAAGUACAAAGACGAGAUCCUGUCCGCACUACAGAAGGACGAGUUAGCUCGGCGACAGAGACUGCGCAGUAAACUGGAACAGGUUAUCGACACCAUGGCUCUGACAAGCUGAGGACCUCCUCCCCGUCUCUCCACCCACCUCAGCUGUCUCCCUCUGACCUCCUGACCCCGCCCCCGAGCCUCGCUUACAGGCACACACACACACACACACACACACACGCACGCACGCACAUACACAAACACACACACACUAAGCUAACGGACUGCAAGGACAGAAGCAGUACACUGGAGACCCCUCAGCCCAGGGUGGAAAUCCUCUUUCAUCACUUCCUUUGAACUCAACACGUACCAGAAUGUCUCCCCGGACGCCACGUCCAACCAAUAGGACUUCGUUUUUUGGAUUUUUAUCAUUUUGGAGUGUGUGUUGAGCCAUGCUUGUGUGCUUUUACUCACCAAGGAUGUCUUGUAUUAUGAGCCAGAAGACCUUAAAGCCCAUGAAGGAUAAAAGCGGUGUCUUUUUUUUUUCCCCCACCCGACAUACAGCAUUUUGAUUUAGCGCUUACUUUAACAACUUUUUUUACUCUUCGGGUUGAUCAAACAACUCACUCACUCCAGUCUCCUGCCACUUGUGUUACUGCUGAAUUUGCACAAUUUACAGGAACUACAACAAAUGAAAAUGAUAUAAAUAUAUAUAUAAAUGUGUAUAGAUAUAUAAAUACAACUGCAUUUUUAUACAAAAAGAGUGAAAAGAUGCGUACAAAGUUUUCCAUUUUAACAUAGAAAAGAAUAAGAUGAAUUUGAUAUGUGAAACAAAGACUGAACUAUGAAAAAAAAAAUAUCGAAAAAAAUGUCCUGUGCCAUGUUUUAUUUGAAUGUUGUUUAGUGCAAAAAAAACGAUUUUCUUUAGAUAAAAUGUGCUAUGAUUUAAAUGUUGACUACCCUAGUGACUGAAGAACUGAGAGUGAAAAAAAUGUGCAAAAAAGAACAAACUCAGACAAAUGUGUUCCCAUGUGGUACCUAGUGUUUUUUGAGGAAAUCGUCCUCACGAAAAACAAAAGGUUCAUUGUUUAGUUGGUGGAUGAAUCUGUGUAUUUAGUUUUUGUACACUUUUUUCAACCUUUAUUGCUAUUAUGGUUUUAGUCUGAAAGCCACUUGAGGACAUAUUCUUUGCUAUUCCGUGUGAAAACUCGAUCGAAAAUUAAUAAUUGGCCGUUUUCAUUUUGUGUUCCUUUCUCAUAUUCAGACGCGAGCACUCUAAGCCUCGGUAAUUUUUGCACAAUUCAGUCUAGAAUGAAGGAAAACUUGAGAUUGAAGAACUGACGAAUGUGUUUCGUUACUGAUGAUGUCACAAUGUCGCAUUCUGAGAAGGUUCAGUGGCAUCGCAGUAAAUGUAGCAAAUGUUAAUUCCAUGCAGUUCCACUCACUUUUAGCAGCCUCCGUUUGUUAAAAGCUUACAAAUCAAACCGUUGAGCACAGAACUUGUUUUUAAACUGAUUAAUUGUAUGUGAAUGCCACCCGUUCACGAAAACUGAUAGUUAAGCUGAUUUGAAUUCAUCUCAGAAAAGUGGUACCUAUCGUCACGUCCUUAAACGCCCAUCAUGUCAGCAGUAGAUGCUUUUUAUGGAAUAUGUGUAUUUAUUUUAUGUUUUGUUGUUCAAUUUCGAGCUCAUAAGCUACUUGGUUUCCUUAAUGCCAUUUUUAUUGGAUGUUUUUGUGCUUUUUCUCGAUUUUUUCAACAGCCCACUAACUCGUCUCUAUCAAGAUUGGUGAUUUGCAGUGUUACAAAUACAAAUGUGAAGCGAUUCUCAAACUGUUUCAGGGGUAUCAAGCGGAUGAAGUCGAGCUCUGCUUUACUUUUCUUCGCCAUCUUGGUUGUUUUGGAGUUUCUCUUUAUCUUCUCUCUUGCGAGCGUCGGUAACUCUGCGAGGAUGUGUAUUGCAGUGACUGGCUUUCAUGUGCUGCAGCAGUUCUCUUAAAGUCAGUCGUGUUCAAACAAGAGAGAGCCUCUCCUCCUUUGGCUUUCCACUGAGAUUAAAGCAGAAGUAGACUUUCUGAGAUGCGAUAGAAACGUCUUUGAAAGAUUUAGGUCAGAACCCCAAUGAGAGAAAGAGCGAGGCGCACCAACCGAACGUUUGACAGGAUCUCGCUCGCGUUACCUCAGCCAUACAUCAGGGUUCGUUCCAGCUGGGAAAGUAAUAAUGAAUCACUCUUUACACAUUUAUUUAUUUUGGGAUUACGGUUUACGUUAUUGAUUUCAUGCCAUUGCGAUUUCUCCUAAUCAACCCGGAGCAGGCCUCCACAACUCUCUACGACGUAUCUUCCACGAACAAGACAAUCUCCUUGUAGACUCGAGAUGUUCACCUGUUAGGAGCGGUCUUUGUUUUCAGUCUUUUCACAGGUGUUUACGAAUUCGAAAGCGAAUUAGAACGGUGUUGGAUUUGCUCGCUUGUUUGUGUUUAGCUCUCAUGAACUCUUAGCUAUCAUUUCUGGCAAUCUUAGAGCUACGUGGAAGGAAGCAUAAAUGAAGUAGAUAGAUCGAUAGAUAGACUUCCUAACAUACAGGACACAACUGCCGGACGUAUAUGUCUUAAAUUUAAGAGUAGAAGGAAAAGGCUAGACGUUUAGCAUUGCAGGUGACUUAGACCCUUCCGUCUGGCUUUCCUUAAGUUAGUAUGUUCCAUUCAUUUUCAGUAGAUGAGUUUCUGCAUGCUUCGACAUUACAAAAUAAUUUGAGAAUACAAGCAUGCUGUUCUACUUUCAUUCCAAAGGCUGAUGAUGAUCAUUCUACAUAUCAUAAUGUACGGUCUAACAAUGUUUUUUUUUUUUUAUCAUUGUUUUCCGGAUGGAAAAAUCUCAAUGUGCUUUGCUUUGUGCUACGUAAGCGGGACUUUGGUGAUGGUGAUUGUAAAGCAGCUGGUUGCAUUGUAAUGUCUCAGGACGUGUUUCACUUUGAUGUCGUCUUUGCCUUUCUUUCAUGCGAUUUAUUUUUUAUGACGAGUGCUAUCUUUGAUUUUCAAUGGUUUUUAGAUGUUGAGUUGUGGAACAUGUGGAACUCUUCAGAGAUAUUCUAACAUUUCAAAGACUUCGCUGUGUAAAGUAUUUGAGUGAUGCCUCUCAUUUUACGACACUUGUUUUGAGAACUACUUUGAGUACAGGAACAAACAAACAAAAAAACGAAGGAAAACAAGCCGAACAUAAGGUGUUUCAGACUCACAGAGCUUUCGUUUCGCACAGAGUGCCUUGUCAACUCUCUCUCUCUCUCAUUUCUCUCGACCUCCUCCGACCCUUCCAUUUCCCACAAUCCAUUUCUUUCCAUACGCCUCUUUAUCUUUGUCUGGCCACGCCCUCUUUCUUACACUCCUCCUCAGUCCAAAAGACCAAUCCGGGUUUUGAUUUCUGCUCAUGGUGUUUCCAGAUUGAAGAAAAAAUCCUUUUUGGAAGGAUGAAUUAACUUAAGCGUAGGAACAAAAAUGUGAGCAUGUAGAUUUCAAAGAAAACGAAAACUAAAGAAUUUUAAUACUUUAUUAAUUCUGAUACCUUUUGAAGAGUUUCAGACUUGAAUCAACUGUGACAGGUUGGCUGUUAAAUGCUCAUUGUGUAAAUAUUGUGCUCUUUCCUAUUUUGCAAAUUUAUUAUGUGUAAAUAUACACAUGCAUCAAGGAGAGAUUAAACAUUUUUCGCUAAAA
Messenger RNA from Puntigrus tetrazona (Sumatra barb), 7144 nucleotides. RefSeq names its product plexin-A1-like. Gene Ontology annotation, biological process: regulation of cell shape; positive regulation of axonogenesis; regulation of GTPase activity. The record is from RefSeq and is a predicted model, not a curated record. Gene Ontology annotation, cellular component: semaphorin receptor complex. NCBI's taxonomy places the organism in Eukaryota, Metazoa, Chordata, Actinopteri, Cypriniformes, Cyprinidae. Gene Ontology annotation, molecular function: semaphorin receptor activity.